This is a messenger RNA of Diospyros lotus (date-plum), 1656 nucleotides long. Its product is annotated as UDP-glycosyltransferase 74F2-like. Lineage: Eukaryota; Viridiplantae; Streptophyta; Magnoliopsida; Ericales; Ebenaceae. The record is from RefSeq and is a predicted model, not a curated record. The transcript has 2 exons. Gene Ontology annotation, molecular function: UDP-glycosyltransferase activity. Bases 71 to 1492 code for a protein of 473 amino acids.
AUGUUUCGGUUGGACUUUCCUUGUUUCUUCCUUUUCUUUGUUUUACAUAAGUUGUCGAAUCUAGCCAAGCAUGCCCAUAGAAACAAAUUCCGAGUUCAUCUCUAAUAUUGGGAUCAAAUUUUUGGCAGAGAUGGAGAUGGAGAAGAGAAGCCAUGUUUUGGCGGUUCCAUAUCCAACCCAAGGCCACAUCAACCCCAUGCUCCAAUUCUGCAAACGCCUCUUCUCCAAAGGCCUCAAAUCCACCUUCGCCAUCACCGCCUUCAUCUCCACCUCCUUCAAACCCCACUCCCACUUCCUCCACUUCGACACCUUCUCCGACGGCUUCGACGCCGGCGGCUUCACCGAGGCAGGCGACGUCCAGGUCUACCUCACCCGCUUGGAGCUUGUCGGAUCCAAAACCCUCGCCGACCUGAUUCGACGCCACCAAGCCUCCACUCACCCCAUCACCUGCGUCGUCUAUGAUUCCUUCAUGCCGUGGGCUUUGGAUGUGGCCAAGCAAUUCGGCUUGGCCGGCGCCCCCUUCUUCACGCAACCCUGCGCUGUCAAUUACAUCUACUAUUGCGCUCAUCAUGGGUUGCUGCAGCUGCCCGUGAGGUCGCUGCCGGUUUCGAUUCCGGGGCUGCCAUUGUUGGAGCUCGCGGACAUGCCGUCAUUCAUUUACAUCCAUGGAUCAUAUCCGGCUUACUUUCAUCUGGUUUUGCAGCAAUUCUCCAAUGUGGAGAAAGCAGAUUACAUUCUCGUCAACACAUUCUACAAGCUGGAGGAUAAGGCAUUGGAUACAAUGGGGAAGACCAGUCGAUUAAUGACAAUCGGGCCUACAAUCCCAUCUUUCUUCUUGGACAAGCGUGUUCCAGAUGACACUGAUUAUGGCCUCAACCUCUUCCAUUCAAACCCGUCCUUUUGCUUAGAGUGGCUAAGCCACAAGCCGCCAAAAUCCGUGGUUUACGUAACAUUCGGCAGCUUGUCCAGUCUAACCCAGCACCAAAUGGAAGAACUGGCCUGGGGCUUCAUCAAAACCAACUUCUUCUUCCUCUGGGUAGUUAGAGCUUCUGAGAAAGCCAAGUUAUCGCAAGAUUUGGUGCUUGAAAUUCAAUCCCACAAAGGCUUGUUAGUCGACUGGAGUCCACAGCUGCAGGUGCUCGCGAGCGAGGCUGUCGGCUGCUUCUUCUCGCACUGUGGUUGGAACUCCACCAUUGAAGGUCUGAGCUUGGGGGUGCCGAUGGUGGUGAUGCCGCAGUGGACCGAUCAGACGACGAAUGCCAAGCUUGUGCAGGACGUUUGGAAGGUGGGAAUUAGGGUUAAGGUUGAUGAGAAUGGCAUGGUUGGGAGAGAAGAGGUUGAAAGUUGUGUUAGGGAGGUGAUGGAAGGAGAGGGUGGGAAGGAGAUGAAAAAGAGGGUCAUGGAAUGGAGGGAUUUGGCCAAGGAGGCAGUGACCGAAGGUGGUACUACUGAUAAGAGCAUUGAUGAGUUUGUGUCCAAGUUAUCUCCUUAGCUACCUCUUUAAUUUGUGUUCAGAAUAUUUCAUAAUAUUGUUACAAUAUGUAAACAUCUUUUGUAUAUAUGUUCUAUAUACCCAGUCUAGGAAAUGCCAACAAAAGACUGCAAAAUACAAUAUAAUACACGAAUUCGAUUGACAUUUCGUUACUAUUUCAAUAA